Messenger RNA from Spodoptera littoralis (African cotton leafworm), 1049 nucleotides. The record is from the annotation of a GenBank genome assembly. Lineage: Eukaryota; Metazoa; Arthropoda; Insecta; Lepidoptera; Noctuidae.
AUGCUAAUUAGAAAUAACAUUUUAUUGUUUUCAAUAUUGUUAACUUUAUUACAAUGUUGCUUUUCGGAAUUUAUAACCAUGUCUAUACUCGGUGCCUCUGCUAUAGCUAGCUGGUACAAAUGGAGUACGAUAAAAGAUAAUACGUAUUGUCGGUAUGUGAAUGUUGCAAUGAUCAGCAUGUGCCUUUCGAUAUUAAUAAGUUAAAACAAACUUUAUCACAAAAAAUGUUUGGACAACCUUUAGUGGAUGAGUUGGUUAAUAUAUUACAUGCACAUAAGGAGGCUGUAAAUGAUCCAAACAAAAGUAACAAAAAGGCUCUAGUGAUAAGCCUUCAUGGAUGGCCUGGUGUAGGUAAAAAUUAUGCAGCUACUAUGAUAGCUGAGGCACUUUAUGUUAAAGGUAUGCACAGUAAAUAUGUCAAGCUAUAUAUGGGAAAAAAAGAUUUUGACUGCUCUAAUUUGCAGCAGAAAAAAGAAGAUUUGGUGGCUACUUUAAAUAGUAUUGUAAAAAAAUGUCCAAAAUCACUAAUUAUAUUUGAUGAGAUUCAUGAUAUGUGUCCUUCAGUAUUGGAUACCAUUAAACCAAUGCUUGAUCAUCAUCAUGCUGUAGAUGGCAUUGAUUAUAGAGAUAGUAUAUUUAUAUUCAUAUCAAAUAUUGGAGGUCAAGAAAUAGCAACAAAGUUGUUGGAACUCUAUGAUCAAGGUGCAAAGCGGAAUGAUGUUGAAUUUCAUGACUUUGAGCCAAUUAUAAGAAGGACAGCAUAUUUCCAAGGUGGGUUUGAAAAGGCUGCUGCAAUAGCCAAUCACUUAAUAGAUCAUUAUGUGCCAUUUUUACCACUGGAGCAGCAACAUGUGGAAAUGUGUGCUCUAGCCGAGUUUAGAUCUCAUGCCAUAUACCACCCAACAAAGGAAAUGAUGGCGGAAGCUUUAUCAGUUAUAACAUAUGGCCCUAAUGAAGAUCAGCCAAUAUUUGCAAAUAAUGGGUGCAAGCGGUUUACAAGACACAUUCCUUAUGUAAUACAGAAGAAUAAACAGAAGACAGAGUUAUAA